AGCACGGACAGAAACAAAGUGGAGCACCGAAGUAAACUACAUGAAAAAUUAGAGGGAGAAGCCGAAGGUACUUUACAUGAUCAUGAAGGCGAUAGAGAAAUCUUGGACGAACAAGGAAAUGAUGGAGCUAUCUUCACGAUUGAUCCAUCCACUGGUCUCGUCCUCUUGGCUCGGCAACUUUUACGCGGAGUGCGAAACUAUCUGCUCGUCAUAGGAGUUCACGACAUGGGUAGACCAAUUCAAAGAAAUGCCUCUGUUACAGUCAAUGUGCAUGUACAGGUGAGCGCUGAAAUUUAA
Messenger RNA from Protopolystoma xenopodis, 297 nucleotides. The record is from the annotation of a GenBank genome assembly. NCBI's taxonomy places the organism in Eukaryota, Metazoa, Platyhelminthes, Monogenea, Polystomatidea, Polystomatidae.